AGCCGUUUUGGCCCCAGGGAUACUGGCCCACAUGUGCGCAUGCUUUUUGGCGGGGUCCGCCAGUUUGAUAUCCGCAUUUUCUGUGCGCACGCAUGGGCGCUUGCUCACUGGUGGUCAAGUUUUCCAAGCCGACUGCCUUGAUUGAUGAUCGGACAGACAGGAGAGAUGUCCAAAAACUGAGAGAAGUACUCAACGUAUUUUUGCAAGACAGGUAUCGCGCAGCAGUGGAAUGCCAUGCAAGUGAGCGGGUGCUGAUUCGGUAUUAUUCAUCGGAUGGUACACCGCUGCUGAUGAACGCCAGUUGGAAACGCCGUUUAGGACCGAAGACGGUUCGCCGAAAAGGGAAGCGAUGCGAUGAGAUGCUUUGCGAGCGAUUGUAUUUGAAAACGUAUGACUACCAAGGCCGUCGUCAGUGCCACGUGGUUGUGCGAGACCCCGUUCCUUUGACCGCAAAGAAGGGAGGGUGCGCGCUUCUCGCCUGCUGCGAGGCACUUGCGCCGUCAGUUCGGGAAUGCUUCUUUUUCGGUCCAGCACUUAAUGUUUAUUGUUGGGAUAGGGGGUGCUUUUCCAUCUGCAGCCGGCUGGUCUGGCAAGCCCACUCGUUGCGUAAUUCGGAGUCUACCAGGGCUUCGGCGUACAUCGACAGUUUGCUCGAUUUUGUCAUCGCGAUUCCUGACUUGUUGCACGAUGCUAACAAUGCUUUGUUGUGGUCUCUUCGUCAAUGGGUCAGUGCCGAGGGCGUAUGCAAAGACGUAUGGUGUGCAAUCACAGCUAUCGGGAAUGCGUACGAUGUUAUCAUGUUAAACCUAGACGGAUGGAUCCAAGCGAAGAUAUUGUGGACGGAUGCCCCUGCAACGGCAGAGUUUUGUCGAGAGUUGUGGGCGUGUUUCGAGUUGGAAGAUGACGUUGUGGAAGUGCUGGUAAAUUGCCGGGUCCUCUGGCGACGGGGUCGACUGGAAGCGCGGGAUCAGGUGCAGCACGUCACGGGCACCAUCGGUGACAUUAGCGGAGCAUUGGUGGGGGCAUGGCGAUUUGUCAAAUUCUCCGAGUCUCGCUGGCUGGGUUUGGCGACGAGCGGCCGCCCACUCGUCGCCGCGCAUCUCCUCGGCAUCGGGGGGCUCAUCGAAUUUGCCAGGCAGGGGAAAGACAACGCAGAGUACCGCAUCAGGAUAUACAGUCGGUUCAAAGAAGACGCCCGCUUGUUAGUGUCGAUUGCCUCCCUCUCCUGUGGGGCGGCCGAGGCUGCCGCGAACUGCUUGCUCCAAGAUGGGCGCCUGCUCAGGAAUUAUGACAUCAUACAGCGCGCGGUCGAGGACAACGCGGCUUUCGUGCACGGGAUAUCUUACGGGAUCUUCGAGCAUGUGGCUGCGGAGAUGUUCGGCGGGGACGGCGUCUCUUUCCGAUCCAAAGUGGUGCUUUCAACAACCAUCGGGGCGGGUUUCAUGUCGAACCGUUUCUUUGACAAGGGCUCAGAGCUGCCGUGGUCGCUGUGCAUCGGCGACCCGAUGGAGAACUUGGAGGCCCUGGCUGGGAAGGGGGAGCCGUCGGAGCCGGUGUCGAAGCAGUUGCAUGAAUUAUGGCAUUUGGGUUAUCCCAAAGAGAUUUUGCGCGAGGUCGUCGAGGAGUUCUCCGACGUCGAGCACACCAGCCUUGGUGUCGAACAGUCACAUGCUAGCGCCGCCCAGGUUCUACGACACCACCCAGAAAUGGAGCGAGAUGCGGUUCAGUGCAGAGCAUUCCUAGGCGCAGCCCGCGCGUUCCUCAACCCAGCGCGGGUGGAUCUUGACCUCGAAAAGUACAGGAAGAAGAUCUGCACGUUCAAGACAAAGUGCACCAUGACGGGCAGGAAUUUGUAUUUGAAAGAAUGUUUCGCCAAGGCGAAGCAGCGGAAUGGCAAUCGACGUCUCGCGCCAGACGUUCGUGAAUCCAUCAUGACCAAGCACGGUACCGAAUAUGCAAAGUUGUCGGACGAGCAGAGGUUCCGCUAUGAGCACCAAGCCCAGCUUAUCAGCGACGACAUAGGGAUGGAGGCGCAUGCUCAGUUGCAGGAGCUUCGUCAAAGUUUGAGCAUCGCAGAAAUGCGAGCGGAGGAAAGCAAGGCUGGUCAAUCAUCGUGGUCUUUCGACGCAUGUAAGUUCAGCGACGAGGACGUCUGUGGUUGUGCUAACAGCUAGUUGGGUUCGCGUGGGUUCGAGGGGGCUCGUUCGACAGUUUCGUUUUGUUUUCAAUUCGCUUCAGUACUUCGUUUUUUUUGUUAUUCCCAGUUUUGCGUUAAGACUUGGGGCGAAUGUGACUCUGUCGCCAGAGUGCGUUCGGCUGUUUCGGAGUCCAAGUGUUUCGGGCCACGGGGGCCCACUAAUUGUAGCAUUGUUUUUUCCGCCAGGACAAGGCUGUAUUCGAUGCCAUGUAUCAGCGCGAUCGGCGAUUUACGAGGGCCGCCGUCGAGCGAAUGAGGACUGAUGCUUGCAAGGCCCCGCCGGUCCCAGACGUGGGCGCAAAGCUUCGGAUGAAUGCGCAGCCAUUGCCGCAAUCCCCUCCAGUGGUUCGGCCUCGGUGGCUUGCCGAGGUUUGUCAGAAGCGAGAGCACUUUGCCGCGGUAUGUUGGGCAGUGCAGCCUCCCGGCCAGGCCGCCGCUUAUUACCACAUGUUCUUAUAUGCGUACCAGAAUCCUCAAUUCAUGCAGGUCGUCUGCCUCGCGCGUCGCGCAUGGGAUCCUGCAGGGCCUCGCGGCGGCGAUAGCCCCGCCGAUCGUUGCGACUGGAUGUGGGACUUCUCAAUCACGAAUGCGUACAAGGAUUCUUCCAAGCACAUGGCGACUUGGGACGUUGACCACGUUGUGGUGAUAGAUCGCUUGACCCUCCUAGGCAACAGGCGCGCGGUGUCAGAUGCUCCUGCCCAGCCGCUCCGCAGGUUUCUUGCUUCCCUGCCCGACCCCCCGAGGCCCGCCAAAGCCCCCGACGGCUCCGUUCAGGGGGGCCCUGUCCACACCUCUGCUCGAGCCAAAAUGGUGGCCGAGAACCCUUGGCUGUUGGACGUCAUUGAUGACGCUCAACCCAUCAGACAGAAGCGCAAACGAGAUCCGCGUGGAGAGGGGCCUGACGCGGCCGAGUGCGAGCUCGAGGACGCUUUCGGCGACGAUGCCCUUGAGCCCGAGGUCUUGGGCGCGGAGUUUUGGCAAGACCUCGCCGAAGCGAGGGCCCUCGUCGCAGGCGGCGGUGGGCCGGAUCAUUUCGGGCUCAAGCCUUUGGGUGGCGAGUGGACCCAUGCGCAUUUGAACGUCGCGCACGAGGCUUGGCAGGGUCGAGCGGCGUCGCCGUUAGCUAAACAAUUUUUGGAGAAGUAUACUCUGAAAGGGUACAUGCGCUUUGAUGUGUCUUUGUACACAAACGAGGGAGCUUUAGUAUGCGCCAGGUAUUGGGUUGCUGGGAUGUCCUAUUUCUUCGACUUGUGGCGGGGCCUCGGCCGUUGCGAUGCGCAUGCUUUUACCGAAGCUGAGAUUGCCAGCUUCCGCGAGCCUGAAGAGUUCACGGAACUCACUGUUUCCUGCACCAAGCCUGCAGCACAGAAGCGAUUCACAAUGUUGCGAGGCUUAUUUCCAACGGGGAAUGGCACUUGAACUACCCACAGACAGCAUUCGAAGGUCGAUUGCACUCGACAGCAGAAGCAUAAACAUAGCAAUGCUGAUUUCAAAUGUGAGCACAUAGUAACCC
Messenger RNA from Prorocentrum cordatum, 3710 nucleotides. The record is from the annotation of a GenBank genome assembly. Lineage: Eukaryota; Dinophyceae; Prorocentrales; Prorocentraceae.